GGAGUUGUUUGGCAAACAAGCGAAGAACACUGAAAACUAAACAGGAACUGUUCGUGAAAAUUAAACAGGAGCAUUUUAUUGCGGAAAAUUCCACUUUCUUUGCGUUAAUUCAUUCAUUUUUGGAAUCAGAUUAGUUUUUAUUUUGGUUGAAAUUCCAAUAGCGACAAUCACUAAACGAAUAAAGAUCAAAGAGCACAUUGGAACAGCGAAAUUGUCAAAGAUAAAUACAUCCAAAAUCAUCCCAACUUGUUUUGACAAUACACAAAGGCCGAGAAUCACAUCGCCACAAUGUCGAAAGUUAAAUUCACCAGUCGGACUGUGGAAUCAGCUGUAAAAACCUUAUAUUUGGAUGAGAUGACGGCUGAUGUUCAUUUCGUAUUCGAAUCCAGUGGACAAUCCGAUCGUGUUCCAGCACACAAGAUUCUCUUGAUUGCCGCAAGCAAAGUCUUCCGAGCGAUGUUCAAUGGGCAGUGGAAAGAGAAAGACGAAGUGCCAAUCCCGUAUGUGCUUGCCGCCGAUUUCAAAACGUUCUUACAGUAUUUCUACUUGAGGGAAGUUGAACUGUCCAUGGAGAAUGUGGAAGGUGUCAUGAGCCUCAGUCAUCAGUACGAUAUCGGUGCGUGUUUCAAUGAUUGUACAACACUCUUGGAACGCAGCCUCACUGUCGACAAUGUUUGUUGGAUCUAUUGGCGCGCCAUAUUCUUUGGACACGAAGAAUUGAAGACUGAAUGUGAGAUAUUCAUUAGUCUCAACAUGGAAGGCGUCCUCAAGUCAAGCGGAUUUUUAGGAUGCAACCGAGAAAUAUUGAGCCACAUUCUACGACUCGAUGAAAUGGAUUGCUCAGAAACCAGUGUGUUCAACGCAUGCAUGAAGUGGGUCAAGACCGCCAGCGGGCAAAAUGAAAUAAGUAAAGAAUUGGUUCAAAAUCAUCUCGGAAAUUUGUUCUACGAUAUUCGCUUUGGAUCGAUGACAAUGCAAGAGUUCAACGCCAUUUACACGGCACAUGGAUGUUUAUUCACCGACAAAGAGCAACAGGGCAUCACAAAACUGAUCAAAUCGAAGAUAAUGCAAUGGGAGUCGUUCAAUGGAACUCGUCGUGUGAGCCCAUGGGAGAAGUCGGAUGAAUUUGAUUGUAAUGGAGGAUUGGAUUUAAAAUAUGACGAUGGACAAAUCGAAAUCAUGAAGUUUUCAACAAACGAAACUCUACUGCUGAAUGCGAUCGUUUGUUCUGAUGCAAACUACAGACGAGAUGAUUCAUGUUCAUGGUCAGAAGACGACGAAUUUGAAAAUGUUGUAAGUAAACUCACUGUCUUUGAAAUUGAUCCACUUGGUCCUGAUGAAGCGAAGCCUCGCGUACUUUAUGUCAAUGAAAAUGUGGAACAUCCAAUCGAUGGUGAUUGUUUUGACUAUGAUGACGACGAGGACGACUCCGAAGAUAGCUACGAAGACAACAACGUAAUACGAUUCCCAAAGCCACUCAUCAUCAAACGUGGUUUCAAGUACGAAAUUCGUUUGAAACCAGGAAGGGAAAUAAUUGCUCAUACAUAUUUGUCAUCCGCUGAAGUCAAAAUGAGACGCAACAUCACGUUGAAGUUUGAAGAAGGCACCGUUUUGAAGAAAAGCCUCUUUUCUGGAAAACUGAUUUCGAAACUCAAAUUUGCAACAAUUCAACGAUGAUGCUAUGAUUCAUCAUAAGGACAAACAGGCUUCCCGUUAAAUUUCAGUGAAGUCACCAAUUGAAAUAUACAUAAUUUUCAAACCUCGAUAAAAUUGUGGAAUUCUGAAUAUUAUCAUAUUAUCAAUGUAACGCCAAUUCUGAUUCAUCUAAAAAAUGUUCAUACACAUACAUAAAUUUCAAUGUUUGAAACAAUUCCAGAUUUCACAGACUUUUUAUGUCAUAUUUAUUCUUAGAAUAUUUUUUAAGAAAAAACAAUAAAUGAACGAAUAAGAAGGCAAUAAA
Sitodiplosis mosellana (orange wheat blossom midge) is the source of this 1960-nucleotide messenger RNA. RefSeq names its product BTB/POZ domain-containing protein 9-like. The record is from RefSeq and is a predicted model, not a curated record. Gene Ontology annotation, biological process: neurogenesis. Lineage: Eukaryota; Metazoa; Arthropoda; Insecta; Diptera; Cecidomyiidae. Gene Ontology annotation, molecular function: protein binding. Gene Ontology annotation, cellular component: cytosol. The transcript has 2 exons. Bases 289 to 1677 code for a protein of 462 amino acids.